AGUGUAAUUAAACCUAUUAAAUAAUUUGUCAAUAAAUAAAUAAAACAAGUUACCCAACUUACAAUACCCACUCUCUUGGUAGCAGAUGAUUAGUGGAUGGUGGUGACAAUCAACCGUGCGUAUUAUGAGGGCUUAAACCGAUGUUGAUGAGAUUUUUGCAAUAAGUGGGUACUAGAAGUGAAGCACGCUAGAAAACUUACUUCAACAAAAACUAAAACCCUAAAUCAACCAAAACGUAGCAGUUCCACACAACCCUAGAACGAACCUUCCUUCCUUCCAAUGGCGGGUGAUGUUCUUCUGCCGGAAUUGUUAACGGAAAUCCUCUCCCGCUUACCGGUAAAAUCACUUCUCCGAUUCCGUUCAACUUCAAAAUCACUUAAAUCCAUAAUCGAUUCCCACAACUUCACUAACCUUCACCUCAAAAAUAAUUCCCUCAAUUUCAACCUCAUCCUUCAGCUCAAUACCGAUCUCUACCAACUCGAUCUUCCUAAUCUAACCAAAUCCAUGAUUCCACUCAACCAUCCUUUCAGCACCAACAUUGCUCCUGUCACGCGUAACAGCAACAUGGGUCUUAUCGGUUCAUGCAACGGCCUCAUUGCUAUCUCCUAUGGCCAAAUCGCUUUUAGGGACCCUAACGGCCCCAACGAAAUCACAAUCUGGAACCCUAACACCCGUAAACAUCGUAUUAUCCCUUUCCUACCUCUUGCUAUCCCUAACAUUCUUGAAUCUGACAACAUCCAUCGCUUCUCCUUAUGCGUUCACGGUUUCGGUUUUGAUCCUUUAUCCGGUGAUUACAAACUCCUCAGAAUCGCUUGGAUAGCCGAUCCAAAUGAAAGAUCCUCUUUUGUUCCACAUGUCAGACUCUUCAACUCUAAAACAAACUCUUGGAAAAUAAUUCCUGCUAUGCCCUACGCUCUUGUCUAUGCUCAAAACACGGGGGUUUUGGUUGAGAAUUCUCUUCACUGGAUAAUGACUAAGAAACUUGGUGGAUUACAUCCUUCUUUAAUUGUUGCGUUUAACCUAACACUUGAAAUUUUCAAUGUGGUUCCUCUUCCUGAUGUUGAUAAUAGUAAUAAGAGUUUUGAAAUUGAUGUUGAUGUUUUGGGAGGGUGUCUUUGCAUGACUUUGAAUUAUGAAACUACUGAAAUUGAUGUUUGGGUGAUGAAACAAUAUGGAUAUAGAGAUAGUUGGUGUAAACUUUUUACUAUGGUUAAAUCGUGUUUCCAUUUACCUUUGAAAUCUUUGAGGCCUUUAGGUUAUUUGAGUGAUGGAAAAAAGGUUUUGUUGAGGGUGGAUUUUGAGAAGCUGUUUUUGUAUGAUUUUAGGAGUGCACAAGUUAGUUAUGUUGAAGGAAUUCCUGAUUUCCAUGAUGUUAUGUUUUCUGUUGGAAGUCUUGUACCACCUUCCUUCCCUGUUGAUAAUUCUAGGAAGAAGGAGAAUCGUACAAGCAAGAGCAAGAGAAGUUUUUCUUUCCACAGGGACGACUUCUUGUCCCGAGGAUUUAAAUUGAGGUUGUAAGGGAUAGAAGGAAGGACCUGUGAUGUGCAGCAGCUGAUACAGGAUACUCAAGUUGUUUCUUGUGAUGGAAUUAGUCUGCUUGGUUUGUGCGAUAGGUUGAAUGGAUAAUGAAUGGAGCUGCACUCAUUUUUAUCUCAUUUUGAAUUAUGUCUGAGAUCACACUUACCCCUCAUGUUUGGGGUGUGAAGAAUUUGAUGAUGAAUCAUCCCCCUUUGGCCUUUCUAAAAAGAUCUGCUUUUAUCUUUUACUUCUAGUACUGUUGAGAAAAAUAUGGAAUAGUCCAUAUUUGCCUUUAUGAUAUUUGUAAUUGAAACUCUCUACUUGCUACUUCUGCAUUGAAACUCUACUUGCUACUUUCUGCAAUUAAAUUCAAAGAUCUCACUCUCUACUUGUUGAUUUUGAAA
This is a messenger RNA of Medicago truncatula (barrel medic), 1922 nucleotides long. RefSeq names its product F-box protein CPR1. The record is from RefSeq and is a predicted model, not a curated record. Gene Ontology annotation, molecular function: protein binding. Lineage: Eukaryota; Viridiplantae; Streptophyta; Magnoliopsida; Fabales; Fabaceae. The transcript is spliced from 2 exons. Bases 280 to 1518 code for a protein of 412 amino acids.